Trichomycterus rosablanca is the source of this 2011-nucleotide messenger RNA. It is a transcript of the gene slc25a1a, whose product is annotated as solute carrier family 25 member 1a. The record is from RefSeq and is a predicted model, not a curated record. Gene Ontology annotation, biological process: mitochondrial citrate transmembrane transport. Gene Ontology annotation, cellular component: mitochondrion. Gene Ontology annotation, molecular function: citrate secondary active transmembrane transporter activity. The coding region runs from base 109 to 1182 and encodes 357 amino acids. The transcript is spliced from 9 exons. NCBI's taxonomy places the organism in Eukaryota, Metazoa, Chordata, Actinopteri, Siluriformes, Trichomycteridae.
GUUCGCCAGUGAUUGUGUUGGCUCUGUCUCAUUGGGCAGAGUGCACGUUGCUGGGUGCUUUAUUCCGUCCCAGUUAUUUCAUGUAUUUGUUUGUCUGCAGUGAGAAACAUGUCGUCUCUGUAUAAACCGUUCUCUGUUUCAGAAGGACCGUGUAAAGAUGCUGGUUUGAGACGCAGAUGCAUUUUGCAGCAGCAGCAGCAUCCAGAAGCACCGUCAUGUUUGAGUGUCAUGGCGAGCAGUUUCUUCCCCGUUCACAACAUUUCUGCAGAGAAACGGAGGUUAGCAGCUGCUGCGACGGCACGGAGGAAAAUCACUCACCCGGGAAAGGCAAUUCUUGCAGGUGGUAUUGCUGGUGGUAUCGAGAUAUGUAUCACCUUCCCGACAGAGUAUGUGAAGACCCAGCUGCAGCUGGACGAGCGAGCCAAUCCACCCCGAUACAGAGGCAUAGGGGACUGUGUGAAGCUAACAGUUCAGGAUCAUGGACUGAGAGGGCUGUACAGAGGCCUGAGCUCACUACUGUACGGCUCAAUACCCAAGUCUGCCAUUCGAUUUGGCACUUUUGAAGUCCUGAGCAACCCGAUGCGAGAUGAUACAGGUCGCCUUGACAAUACUCAGAGCUUACUAUGUGGCUUGGGAGCAGGCAUCGCUGAAGCUGUGCUAGUGGUCUGUCCAAUGGAGACACUCAAGGUAAAGUUAAUUCAUGACCAGUGCUCUCUCCGGCCACGGUAUCGAGGCUUCUUUCAUGGCGUGCGAGAAAUCAUCCGUGAUCAAGGAGUUCGUGGGACAUACCAAGGACUGACUGCAACAGUGCUAAAACAAGGGAGCAAUCAAGCAAUACGGUUUUAUGUCAUGAACCUUCUGCGCAAUUGGUACAAAGGGGACGACCCAGCAUGUGAAAUGCAUCCUUUAGUCACUGCUGUAUUUGGAGCGACUGCAGGUGCAGCAAGUGUGUUUGGGAACACGCCUCUGGAUGUAGUGAAAACUAGGAUGCAGGGUCUGGAAGCUCAUCGUUAUAAGAACACAUUGGAUUGUGCUUUUCAGAUUCUGAAGAACGAAGGACCACAGGCGUUCUACAAAGGCACGGUUCCUCGGCUGGGCCGGGUGUGUCUGGACGUGGCCAUUGUCUUCGUCCUCUACGAAGAAGUCGUGAAGCUUUUGAACAAAGCAUGGCCGACUGACUGAGGAGGAGUUAGUGCUUGUUUUGUACAGAAAAAGAGGACUAAUGCAGAGACAGUUGGCUGUGUCACUCAAACGAAGCACCAAUUCCUACACUGAUCCCUGGCUGAGUGCCCUAGGUUAGGCAGCCAUUUGUCUGCAUGCCUUACACCGCACAGAGCAUGAGGUAGGAAAGUGAGAGAAGCUCAUGCAAUGUUUCAGUGCCCAACAUAACUCCCCUGGACCUUACUGCUUUAGAUUGUAGUUGUCAUGUAAAGAGUGUUAUCUCUAAAAGUAAAGUAGCAUUGUGUUAAGGCACACAAUUCCCUCAGAAUCUACUUGCAAAUUAGAUUUUUUUAUUGCACUAAUAUAUAGGAAGCAAAUGUAAAGACGGUUUAAUACAGUAUGUAUAUGAUGGUUUAGUAACUCUUUAGUGUUACUUUACAAUCAUUUUUGUGAUCAAAUUGGGAUUUAGUGUGCUUGGUAUUAAUCUUCCCCAAUACAAUCAGUUUACUCAUGUUAAACAUUCAUUUUGUGGAAGACAAAUGGAAGACAAACAACAACGCUAUUAUAUAGCAACAGAGCACGUCACAGCUUGUUUUUCCCUCUGGCUUAAUUUAUUGCUAAAGCACACAAUCCCCGCACAGAGACCUCUGAAGCUUGUAAAGAUUAGCUGCCAAACCCCAGUCCUGACUCAUCAUUGAAGGUUUUCUUAGCUUCAGCUCGAACAGCUGGGCAUGAGGAUCAAGUUCACUUCUAUUCUUUACCCAUGUUGUUGAAAGAUAUGUUUGGAUAAACUGAAGGGAUUUACAAUACAGUCUGUGGGCUAUGUUUACCAAUAAAAAUGUAUACAAUA